Danio rerio (zebrafish) is the source of this 945-nucleotide messenger RNA. The record is from RefSeq and is a predicted model, not a curated record. Lineage: Eukaryota; Metazoa; Chordata; Actinopteri; Cypriniformes; Danionidae.
AUAAUUUACUUCAUCCUGUUUCAAUAUGUGACCAUAUUCUGAGUUUGGCAUAUACAUAUGUGAUUGAAUGUGUGCUCAAUGUUAUUUAAAAGCAUGUAUAUUUUUAUGAGUACUUCCAAAAGGCACUAUCUAACAGCUAGAAACUGACUCUUCACAGUUAAAUCUCUUUGAGCUUGUUGAAGUACAGCCAAAUUUAUAUGUUAUAGAAAAAUAUUAAAUACAAAUUUAAAAAGGAAAAAUCAAGAGAAGCAAAGAAAUGUAGACAUGUAGAGUUGAAGACAUGUUCACGGGCUUGUCUUUAUGUGUGGAUUUUGAGCAGUCGGUGUGUGUGCUGCUGAAGCUUAACAAAAGGCUGAUUUUCUGAGUUGAACAGGAGGAGUGAUUGACAGAAGCGCACACAGAGAUCUCUGAGCUGAACAGAUGUGCUCAUUGUCCAGUCCAGCUGAUGACGUGAGUGUGUGUGUUCGUGCUUUCGCUGUCUAUACACCGUACUGUAGAUUUCAUCCUUCAUUUUCUCAUCUCACUUCUUUGGACUGGAGAUACUACGGAGAUGCAGUGGUGCAGGACGUCUCUUUUCCAGGUAUACAGUCCGCAGGGCGAGAGGACGAGGAGCGCUGUGAUUUUCUGUUCAAGAUCAUCCUGAUUGGGGACAGUAAUGUGGGGAAGACCUGUGUUAUCCAGAGCUUCAGGUCAGCAGAGGUCACUGAACUGCAGCACAACACUAUUGGAGUGGAUUUUACCGUGCGCAGCAUCGAUGUUGACGGCAGGAGAGUCAAGAUGCAGGUGUGGGACACGGCGGGACAGGAGCGUUUCCGCACCAUCACUCAGAGCUAUUAUCGCAGUGCUCAUGGCGCUAUGAUUGCGUAUGAUCUGAGCCGCCGCGACACCUUCGACUCUCUGCCACACUGGAUUCAGGCGCUGGAGCAGUACGGAGCCGCCAGCCUC